This is a messenger RNA of Branchiostoma belcheri (Belcher's lancelet), 1766 nucleotides long. RefSeq lists its product as uncharacterized. NCBI's taxonomy places the organism in Eukaryota, Metazoa, Chordata, Leptocardii, Amphioxiformes, Branchiostomatidae. The record is from RefSeq and is a predicted model, not a curated record. The transcript has 6 exons. Bases 1 to 705 code for a protein of 234 amino acids.
AUGAAGAAAACUCGAGCGGAUCGGAAGAAAAAGUGCCCGGGUUGCGGACAACCCACAGCCCUGCACGAGAAAGGGAAGGCCAACAAGAACUGUCCCGGCCUGGAUAUCGACCCGUCCUCCGACUCGGAAGCUGGCUCGGAGACGACGCCGGGGAGCCCUCCUCCAGCUCUCCCCGCUACCUUACAGGACACGAUGGACUCCCUCAAAAAGAAGAAGGAAGAACUGCAGAAUAUUCCACACCAUACGGAAAUGUUGCAGCAGAUCUACGACAACGAAGAAGCGCUGGACUAUGAUGAAGAUGGUGCACUAGACAAAAAACAAACAAGCAUCAAGAGGAAAAGUCAGGAACAUCCACCGGGUCCGACUAGAAAGUCGAAGAGGAAAGAUCAAACAGAUCUGCCGGAGAGCGAGUACAAGGUUGGCCACUUCGUUGUAGUGAGCGAAGUGGUCAACGACGGCGAAGACACUGAGCCGUGGUUCGGGAAGGUCGUCGCCGUCAACCCAGCCCGGCAGACCCUGCGUCUGGUAUGGUAUGAACGAGACGCCGAGACUGAGAUUUACAAAAGGGAGACAGACAAAAAAACCAGAAAGCUUUUGGCAGAGCAGAGUCGUCCCUUCAAGGACAUAGUCACAACUGUGACCUUCGCGGACGACAUGACUUUGCCGCCCGGAGAGUGGGUGAAGGCAAAAAAAGCCUGUGAGUAGUGCAAUGAUGAACUUUCUUCCAGCAAAUGGUAUACGCAGAUCAAAUUUUCCACGACUACUGUCGCCUUCUUCAGGAUUGAUUAUGACCAAACUCUAUCCAAGGAAACGGUGUGGUCCGGUGACUCGAUGUCAAUAAGUUUAAAGAUUUGUGAUGACAGCAAAAUGGCGUCCAGGUCCCAACGAUCGGUCUGUCUCGCCUGAGUAAAUCCCUUUUCUUGUAGUUACCUGACACGGAAUUCGGUAGACGCCGCCGCACUUCUCUUUAUCCUCUCUGUAAAUGUUGUCUUUUCGUGUCACCAGAGGCUAGUGGUUGUGUUAGUGAGUUUGAAGCAGUGGAGAUUCCAUGUGAAGUAAAAUAUUCUGCGCAGUGGUUCCAAGACGGUCUUUAUGCAUAUGGCGGGUAAUGCACCUUUCGUCCCUCUAUUUCGUUCCUCCGUUACGCCUUGUUUCGGCUUCGGCGCGGUUGCCUUGUCAAUGGCCCACUAAGGGUUCCCAUAGUCCUUCAGUGCUUGUUGGGUGUGCUGUUUUUCUGUCUCUUUGUCGUGAGGAUGCGCUAUUAUGGAGUCGGCUCUGUGGAACAGCGUCUUAACGACACCAAGCUUGUGUUCAAGAGGGUGAUUGGUUCUGAAGUUCAGGUAGUUUGGUCUGUGUGGGUGGGUAUGUUCCCGGUAGAUGUUUAAGCGCAGUGAACAAUCCUCUUGGAUCUUGGUAAAAGGUGUCGAUAAAGGGGGGGGGGUCUGUCUUUUCCUUCUCCGGGGUGAAUUUGAUGUCUGGAUCAAAAGAGUUUAGAUGGUCUGUGAAUUCCUGCUCAUGAGCCUUGGUGAGUUUGGUGUGACUGUGCGAGGUUACGUUAGUGUUUGGUCAAUAUCGAUCCUGAACAGGGCGACGGUAGUGGUCGAUAUUUUGAUCUGCGUAUACCUUGUGCUCACUCACUCACUCACUCAGUCCUCUUGCACGAUGUGCGUAGAGCCAACAGUUCCACCACUUUCCCUUUUAAUACAAAGGAAGAUGACCCGUUGUAUUUUGAAACAAGUCCACAGAAAUAUUUUAUUUGUGACAGG